AUGGAAGAUAUUUUCAAAUUCCUUUUGGCUUCUUCAUCCUUUGUCUUGGUGUUUGGAUUGGUGUCGAAAUACAUAAAGGAGAAGCUGCUGCUAUCAGAACCUUUGAUUUCGGUGUUAAUCGGAAUAUUCCUUGGCCAUAGCGUGCUAGGCAUUCUGGACAUGGAUAAUGCAUACUCAAAGACAGUCAUGUACAGCUUCUCAAGAGCCAUCCUUUGUAUUCAGACAAUGACUGUGGCAAUGUCUUUGCCUAAAAACUAUGUGAUAGCAAAAUGGCAGUCUGUGUUUGUUCUUGUGGUUAUUGUAGGCAUGGUCAAGUGCAUGCUUUCAUUUGGUUUGAUUUACCUACUGAGUGAAUACAGCAAGCUUAUCUCAUGGUCGAUUGCAUCGUGCUUAACUCCCACAGACCCCAUUUUGAGCUCUAGCAUCAUCCAGGGAAAGGUUGCUGCCAAGCUGGUUCCAGAAAGAAUAAGACUGCUACUCGCUACAGAAAGCGGAAUAAACGACGGAAUGGGCAUUAUCCUUCUGUUUCUCGGGCUGAAUAUUGCUACAAACAACAUUCGCUCGUUCAUUGUUGAUAAUCUGCUCCUCAAGGUAUUUGUUUCUGCAGCAGUGGGUCUUUUGGCUGGGAUUGCUUCAAGACAGGCAUUGAGAUACUGUUACACUUGGAAGCUGGUGGGCAUGGAGUCCUUCUUCGUGCAUACUAUUGUUCUGACAGUAUUCUCCAUGUCGUUCAUGGAAUUUAUUGGAGGAAGCGAGCUAAUAUGCAUAUUCUUUGCUGGAAUAAUGUUUUCUUUUGAUGAGUGGUUUAUACUGGAGAUCAAGAAUUCCAACCUACAGGAAAUCACAGACACAAUUCUAAGUACGUCAUUCUUCAUGUUCUUUGGAUCCAGGAUAUACUUUGAAAAAUUCACUGUAUUUAAUGUAGGCAUUUCGUUGGUUGUUAUAUUUAUCAGAAGGCCUCUUGCUUGCAUGAUACUGUACAAGUGCAUUCCUGAGCUUAAAUCUCUGAAAGAGGCUUUGUUUGUUGGCUGGUUCGGCCCGAUAGGUGUAGGCUCGCUGUAUUAUGCUCUUCUUACCGACAAGAUCCAGAACUCACUUACAAUAGACUUUGUAACCUGCACUGUUUUUAUGAGUGUGAUUAUCCAUGGCAUAACUGUGCCAAUAUAUACAUACAUCAUUACAAAUAAGAUCGAAGGUGCAAAUAUAGACAUUAAUCAUAUGGCUUUAUAG
Molecule: messenger RNA, 1230 nt
Organism: Ordospora pajunii
Lineage: Eukaryota; Fungi; Microsporidia; Ordosporidae
Product: Na+/H+ antiporter
Exons: 1
Coding region: 1-1230 (409 amino acids)
Biological process (GO): proton export across plasma membrane; regulation of membrane potential; sodium ion export across plasma membrane
Cellular component (GO): plasma membrane
Molecular function (GO): sodium:proton antiporter activity
Source: RefSeq, a predicted model, not a curated record